GAUUUCCGGAGCGGGAGCUUCCGCUUCCGGACCGAGCAGCCUGAGGGAGCGGAGGGAGAAGAGUCGUGCGCUGUUUCCGCGUCGGUGGCCGUGAGGGGCGGGAGGCGCCGCGGCCUCCUCCUCCUCCUGCUGCAGGUCAUUAAUUGUUAUGCUGGAUUUCCUAGGCUUUUGGUGAAAGUUGCAGCAGUUUCAGAUCUGUGGAUGGUCAACAACGGUUUUUUGCCCUUCUCAUGAGCCAUGGCCUACCAGCUCUAUAGAAAUACCACGCUGGGGAAUAGUCUUCAGGAGAGCCUAGAUGAGCUCAUACAGUCUCAGCAGAUCACCCCCCAGCUUGCCCUUCAAGUGCUACUUCAAUUUGACAAAGCUAUCAAUUCUGCAUUGGCACAACGGGUCAGAAACAGAGUCAAUUUCAGGGGCUCCCUGAACACAUACAGAUUUUGUGACAACGUUUGGACAUUUGUACUGAAUGAUGUUGAAUUCAGAGAGGUCACUGAGCUUGUGAAAGUGGAUAAAGUGAAAAUAGUAGCCUGUGAUGGAAAAAAUACUGGUUCCAAUGCUGCAGAGUGAAGAGGAAGAUGGGUCCCUGUGCCAGCAAUGUCUUUAAGAGGCUGCAAUUCUGAGAGAGGAGGGUGGCCAGAGAGUGUGUGGAUGACUAUUUUAAUGAUGCAGAUAUGAGUAAUCCAUGCUGGAAUGCCUUGUGGAACUGUCUUGGCAGAAGCUCUGUAGAACAUCUUUUGAGUUCACCUAAGACAUGAAGGCAAAGAAUAUUGCUUUUUUAAAAAGAGAGAGAGAAACAAAAAACAGAUUAAAUGUUGUUGCUUUUUGGUUCAUCAAGGUAACUGCUCCAAUAAACAUUUUAUUUAAAA
Molecule: messenger RNA, 866 nt
Organism: Podarcis muralis (Common wall lizard)
Lineage: Eukaryota; Metazoa; Chordata; Lepidosauria; Squamata; Lacertidae
Gene: GTF2A2
Product: general transcription factor IIA subunit 2
Biological process (GO): transcription initiation at RNA polymerase II promoter
Cellular component (GO): transcription factor TFIIA complex
Source: RefSeq, a predicted model, not a curated record